Messenger RNA from Corylus avellana, 771 nucleotides. RefSeq lists its product as uncharacterized. The record is from RefSeq and is a predicted model, not a curated record. NCBI's taxonomy places the organism in Eukaryota, Viridiplantae, Streptophyta, Magnoliopsida, Fagales, Betulaceae.
UCAUAAUAUUAAACCGUUUCCUAUCUUUCUUUUUGCUGAAGAUCGGAGACAAUUAAUAGGAUCAUGGGGGACUCUUCUUCUGCUUCAUACAUACACCUGGUGCAGCACCUGAUAGAGAAGUGUCUGAUCUUCCAUAUGACUAAACAAGAGUGCAUGGAAGCCCUUUCAAAACAUGGAAACAUCCAACCUGUCAUCACCUCCACUGUGUGGAAUGAACUGGUGAAAGAAAACAAGCGAUUCUUUGAGGCGUAUACUCAAUCUCAUGAGAGCAAAGCAGACGACCAAAUGUCAGAGGAAGAGACAAGGCAAAUGAUCCAGAAGAUGAUUUCGGAUUCCUCGAAAGGUUCCGACAACUAAGCACAAAGCUACGUAUAUAUCAGAGUCGGACGUGUCACUCAUGUGGUCCUAACUCCCUACAUGUAUAUAAUAUCAAAGUAUACGGAAGAUCACGAAGUAUUUGGCUGUCCCCCCAAAUAAAUCGCAUGUGUACUGACCAAUCAGAAGAGGCCCCCUUACUGUAUUAUAUAUCUAAUGUCUCGGGUAAACAAAUCGGUAAUUAACAAUGUUAUUUAGUUAUAAAAUAAAAUUUACUUAAUCUCUCAAACUACCACUCCAAUGACAAUUUACCCCCUAAAUCAUUAAUUACUACAAUUUACUCUCUAAAUUACCAAAAAUUUGACAAUGUAACUCUCAAUGCUAGCAAAAUGACGAAAUUACCCCUAUAAAAUUUUCAAUUAAACAAAAAUACCCUUAAAAUUUUGAAAAAAAAUU